Coffea arabica (coffee) is the source of this 2526-nucleotide messenger RNA. NCBI's taxonomy places the organism in Eukaryota, Viridiplantae, Streptophyta, Magnoliopsida, Gentianales, Rubiaceae. The record is from RefSeq and is a predicted model, not a curated record.
AUCCCAAAAUUGUUAUUAGCACUCAACACAACAGAGCACAAAAACUACUCGCAUGGAUUCUCCACCACGUAAACACUCAGCUAAUUAAAUACUCCCAACUGUAAGUAGGCGACCUCAGCUCAGCUGGUUCCGAUGUCUCAGGGUGCCUGGCUCCUUCUCUUUGACCAGAGAUUCAAAACACAAAAGUCAGAAGCAAAACCCAGUUCUGGGACUCUAUAUAUCUCCAUCGAGCAAUACUAAAUAGAAACAGCGGCAGCGGCAGAACUAUCGUAUCGAGAUGUUGAAACAGCGGCAGCCUCUUUCCUUUCCCCCGUCUCUCCUCAAUUAUCUCUACGUUGGUCACUUCCUAGCCAGAUGGGGUGCCAGAAUGUGGGAAUUCUCUGUUGGUCUGUACAUGAUUAAUGUCUGGCCGGAUUCGCUGGCCCUUGCUGCUGCUUAUGGUGUGGUGGAAUCUGCCUCCACGGCAUUAUUUGGUCCUGUUGUUGGACGGUUGGUUGAUAAGUUCACGUACAUCAAGGUUCUUCGACUUUGGUUAUUAAGCCAAAAUUUCUCCUUUAUGAUUGCUGGAGGCACUGUGGUUGCACUUCUGCUGUAUGAGGAUGUGAAGUCAGAAAAUUUCAUAGUAUUUUUGUCGUUUAUCCUGUUAAUCAAUAUUUCUGGAGCUGUUGGUGUGCUCUCCACUCUUGCUGGGACCAUUCUGGUUGAAAGAGAAUGGGUGGUUGUGAUAUCAGAAGGUCAACAUCCAGGUGUCCUGACUAAGAUGAAUGCAACCAUUCGAAGGAUUGAUUUAGUUUGCAAGUUAUUUGCUCCUGUAGUCUCUGGUUUCAUUAUCAGCUUUGUCUCUCUAACUGCUUCAGCUUUAACUCUAGCUAUCUGGAAUAUAUUGUCCGUUUGCUUGCAGUAUUGGCUUCUAAUGUCUGUAUACAAUGGAAUUCCUGCUUUAAGUGAAAGCAGUCAAAAGAGGGUUUAUAGAUCUCUGCCAACUGAUUCGGAAAGAAGCUCCUUGACUGAUGAAAGUAGAAACUCUCACUGCUUAGGUGAUAAUGAUUUGGAGCCUCUCGGCCACGGCUGGAUGAGAAAAGUAAUCGAACGAGUUUCAAGAAUCUCUUACUUCAGUGCAUGGAAAGUUUAUCUAGAGCAAGAUGUGGUUCUGCCAGGAAUUGCGCUUGCUUUACUCUACUGUACCGUCCUUAGCUUCGGAACUCUAAUGACUGCUGCUUUGGAAUGGCAAGGCAUACCAGCCUAUACAAUUGGGAUUGCACGAGGAAUAAGCGCUACGAUAGGGAUUCUUGCAACUUUUUUGUACCCUGUUUUAGAAUCACAGCUUUCAACACUUCGUACAGGUCUCUGGUCAAUUUGGUCUCAGUGGACUUGCCUAGUGGUAUGUGUAGCUUCAAUUUGGGUCCCGAAUAAACUUGGAGCAGCAUAUUUGCUUAUGGGUGGAGUGGCUCUGUCACGUCUUGGACUUUGGAUGUUUGAUUUAGCAGUCAUUCAGCAAAUGCAGGAUCAAGUUCCGGAAUCUGAUCGUUGUGUUGUUGGAGGUGUUCAAAACUCUCUACAGUCUGUGUUGGACUUGACCACUUAUGUCAUGGGCAUAAUAAUAUCUAAUCCCCGGGACUUCUGGAAGUUGAUAAUCUUAUCUUUGCUCGUGGUGACACUGGCUGCAGUACUGUACAGUAUACACAUUUAUCGCGUAAGAAAGCAUCUCUUUCAUUUCGAGAAGCUGUAUCCACUUGUCAGAAUUGUUUUCAGAAAACGGCAUGCAUACACACCCCAAGAGAGAGACGAAGGGAAGCCAGGAAGAAAACAUAAUCUUGACCCAGGUGAUGUGUUGCCAUUGGACGAUUUCAAUAAUGUUGCAAGACAACAAAGACGACGGUUGAAAACGAAUGCAAUUAACAUCAAGGACAUUUCAACUAGAAACCUGCGAAAGGCAUUUUCCUACGUACAUGGAUAGUCUAACAAAUGAUAGAGAGUCAAAAAGUUCACCAGUAAGUAAACAAUUCGGCAGAUAUAGAAAAUGAAUUUUAGGUGGCCAAACCGAAAUGCAGACCUGGUAUGGUGAAAGGUUCUUCUGGAUUCAUACGUAACUAAGUAGCAUUCCAUAUGUUGCACGCUUUUUACCCCAAUGAUGAUCAUAUGCGUUGCUCAAAGAUACUGGAAAGUUAAGUUUGGUGACCAGUCAAAGGAGUACGUACUUGCCAGAUCUCGACUUCCAUGUUUGACAUAACUACUUGAUUUGCCUCGAGGAAGCGGUCAUCUUACGCUAAGGCAGAGUGUAAUGUCAAGGGGAAAAUCCUUGAACAAGGUCUGGAAGAUUAGGAUUUGCAGCUAGCUUUGAAGGUCCUUGUUAAUACCAGUAAUUGUUAGCCUGAUUUGUGAAGUUGAUCGGGUCACUGCACAGACGUGGACUCGAUAAGUUGGCACUGUAAUCGCCUCGUUAGUUUGUGGAAGCCGUGUAUACAUUAAUAUGUUGUGAUCCGAAUCAGUGAUGAGUUAUGCCUGACAGUCAAAACUCCAAACAAG